This is a messenger RNA of Loxodonta africana (African savanna elephant), 1063 nucleotides long. It is a transcript of the gene ARPC5L, whose product is annotated as actin related protein 2/3 complex subunit 5 like. The record is from RefSeq and is a predicted model, not a curated record. Gene Ontology annotation, cellular component: cytoplasm; actin cytoskeleton; Arp2/3 protein complex. Bases 120 to 581 code for a protein of 153 amino acids. Gene Ontology annotation, biological process: cell migration; Arp2/3 complex-mediated actin nucleation; regulation of actin filament polymerization. Lineage: Eukaryota; Metazoa; Chordata; Mammalia; Proboscidea; Elephantidae. Gene Ontology annotation, molecular function: actin filament binding. The transcript is spliced from 4 exons.
UGGAGGAGGUGGAGGAGGUGUCGGUCGGUUGCUUCCCGCCCCCGAGCCGGAGCUGGAGGUGAGCAGAGCAGUGCUGUGGGACAGAGCGGAGCCGGCUGAGCCGGCGCCGAGCUCCCGCCAUGGCCCGGAACACACUGUCCUCGCGCUUCCGCCGGGUGGACAUCGACGAGUUUGACGAGAACAAAUUCGUGGACGAACAGGAGGAGGCGGCAGCGGUGGCGGCCGAGCCAGGCCCGGACCCGAGCGAGGUGGACGGUCUCCUGCGGCAAGGGGACAUGCUUCGGGCCUUUCAUGCAGCCUUGCGGAACUCUCCCGUCAACACCAAGAAUCAAGCUGUGAAGGAACGAGCCCAGGGUGUGGUGCUGAAGGUGCUCACAAAUUUUAAGAGCAGCGAAAUUGAGCAGGCUGUGCAGUCACUGGACAGAAACGGCAUUGACUUGUUAAUGAAGUACAUUUAUAAAGGGUUUGAGAAGCCCACAGAAAACAGCAGCGCGGUGUUACUGCAGUGGCAUGAAAAGGCAUUAGCAGUAGGAGGACUAGGCUCCAUUAUAAGAGUUCUUACAGCAAGAAAGACUGUUUAAUAAAAGAGACUCAUGUUACCUUGAGAAGAUAAGAAUUUUGGAUGCACAGGCUGGUGAAGAAGGGAUUGACAUGGACCAUCUUCCUAGGAACUCCCAACUAAACUUUUCAGGACAUGUGUCCUCUGAAAUGUAUUUUAUUUUCAAGGUGGAGGGAGAAUUUGUCUUACUGUUUCCUAAAUCCUUUGCAGGAUCUGAUAGUCUGCCUUUGUCUAUGAGUAACGCAGAACUGACAUUCUUGACUGUCUACCAUAGUGGCUGGCCAGCCUUGGUCAGGUGUACCUGUGUACACUGCCUGUUUAAAAUGGGGGAGGGGUGAUUUGGCAGGUACAGAUCCAAGGGCUGUGGUAAAAGGGAGAGCUUGUUUUUAUGAAGUGGAAAAAACCCGAGGGUUUCUACAGACAUCCCGUCCUCCCAGAGAAGGCGGACUCUUGGGUUCAUUGUAAAGUGCCUGCUGCAUCAAUAAAGCUCUUGGCUUAUUAGUA